Messenger RNA from Tripterygium wilfordii, 831 nucleotides. RefSeq lists its product as uncharacterized. NCBI's taxonomy places the organism in Eukaryota, Viridiplantae, Streptophyta, Magnoliopsida, Celastrales, Celastraceae. The record is from RefSeq and is a predicted model, not a curated record. Bases 62 to 661 code for a protein of 199 amino acids. The transcript has a single exon.
AUUGACAAUUUAGUACUACUUGAUUACAUGAUGUUGCCUAAAACUAACCUUUUUUGUGCAGAUGAUGACUCUAUCUAUCUUACAAUAUGCGGCUCCUCCUGUACCUUUAUCUGAUAACCUACGCAUUCAAGCUCAGCCACCAAGUAAGGAAGAGGUUUCAGCAAAGAUCAACAGUCUUAUUGUUGUAGCAACAGUAGUUACUGGUGCAACAUUUACUGCUUCAGUCGAUGUACCUGAUGGCGAUUCAGAAAAAGAAACAAAAAAAUGGAGAUAUGCAUUUGUGAUUUGCGACACUAUAGCUAUGAAUAUGGCCUUAAUUGCAGCAAUGACAUUGUGUUGGGCGCAACAAGUUGAUAUUAACACAGCAUCUCUGGCGGCUUGGGCUGCCUCAUGCCUUGUUGGAGGUUCACUCUUCAUGCUUUGCUUCGCAUUCUUAGCUGCAGUACUUACAGAAUUUAACAAAUACCCAACAUUUCAAUCAAUUGUUGUUAUCAUAGAAGCCUUGUCUAUUCCUUUCCUCUCGGUGGUUUUGGUUCCACUGGUUAUGCCAUCCAGGAUCAAGCAUAUGCUCUUACGACUCUUUUACAUGGCUGUAUUUCUUGUAUGCUACAUUGUUGAAAACUUUGGGAAAGGAUUUGCUCUUCUGAGGCAAAAAAAAUAACAGCAACAAUAGAAAGACUUGUUGGAUCAAUAUGAUCAAGUGGCUGUAACAUUAAUUGCAUGCGUCUGUUUGAGUGUUUAUUCGGGUCUACGUACUUGAGAAUUGUAUUCAUUCAAGUUGUAUUGCUCUCAUCAGCACCAUUGAUGUGGAAUGAAAACAACAUUUUAAUA